GGAGGGCAAGCCUUAGCAGCUGCUGUCUUUAAAGCCAGGCGAGGAGACUGGAUAGCUGUUGGUUAACCUAAGAACAAACAGGUCUGUGGUAAGGAUUCAAAAUGUUUGGUUGUUUUCAAGUGUGGUUUAUAUUUCUUUGGUCAUGGGGGUUAGAGUGGUAGGAAGGAAUAGCAAAAUAUAAGUGUGAAAGUUAUUCAGACAUGCUUACUCUCUCCUUCUUGAUGUACCAGCGUAUUGCUUCUUCAAAGAAGUCUGUCUGGUGUUAGAUGGAAGUAUCACGAUGGGGGCUGGAGCCUGGAAGGUGAGACUGCUCCUCUCAGCAUGUAGGCUGCUCCUGGCACUACCCUGGUCUUUCAGGCUCUCCUUCCCUUACUGUACGUAUGUCUGUAGAUACUGUGAAUGCAUAUAGAUAUACUUUUUUUAAGAAUUGGAGAGUGUUAUUUGCGCUUGACUUCAGCAGUUCGCUUGCAUAUGGGGAGAAACUGAAAUAUGACCUUCAUGUGCUGCCAACCCUGAACAGUAGGGUGCCAUCAUGCUGAAGCAUUGCUGUGGGGGCAUGGAGUUCCCAGAGCCUCCUCCACACUUAGGGUGGGGGCCUGAACUCUCUUGUGGCUCUGUAUUACAGGGCAACUGGGGUGGGUGACCUCUCCUGGCCUGCAGGUUGUGCUCUCCAGCUGACUUGGCAGUGACAUCCAGUUGGGGUGACUGGAUCUGGGGGGUGCUCCGGUUCCGCUCUUUCCUCCUGUGGUGGCACAUGUGGAGCACAGGCAUGGCAUGCCAGCCUCUUCUUGCAACCUCUUACUCCUUUGAUAGUAUGUCUUCCUCUUCCAGCACCCUUGGUCCUUUCCUUAUGCUGUUUUGUGCUGCACACCCUGGCCACAAACCUCUGUGCUGUCCCGUUUGCACUUUGUGCAUAAUUUCAGCCAGGUCUUUAUCUCCCUCCUCCACCUCUGUGGGCUGAGUUCUUGCUUUCAUCCAUCUUGUUGUGUGGAUCACCAGCUGACACUGUCUCCAUCCUCCCUUGGUGUCCCUUAUAGAGGUGGUCAGUGCCUGACAUGCCAUGCACCACAUAUCGAAUGUAUCAGUUCUCUAUGGAAUUUUAUCUCUGCCCUCUCCUGUGGCUUCUUGUACAAUCUGUGCCUUUGAGUAUGCUGGGGUACAGAAGCAUGGCUGCAGGUGCUAUGGUCAUAAGGGAAAUGGUCUAGGAUGAAACAGCUGUUUCUGUGGCAGGAGAGAGGUAGGAAGUUGCCUGCAGCAUGGCUGGAAUGGUGUUAAAAUGAGAGGCAAGCCAAGAGAGUUCAUGGCACUACAAAGAGGAGCUGGGUUCUAAUUUUUGUGCUCCCAUAAAUUUGAGGAAAUGAAUAUUGCCUCUCCACUUUCACAAACUGAGGAGAAAGUAUUUAAGCGUGGCUUUUGCCUUAACUUAAUAACUGCAGCUAUAAUGAAGUGAAUUAAACUAUGUGUUUGAUUCAUAAUUGGUAUUUCUGUUACCACAAGUACAGCCAUUCUCUUCUCAAAUACAUUAAGCUGUAGGAAACUGCUUUUUAUUGGCUAAAGUUUCAUAAUACAUUUAUGUGUUAUUGGAAACAUAAUUCACGUGUAGAGCGUUAUUAAAACCUCACUCGCUUCCAGUUUAAAUCUUUGUACAGUGAUUUAACUCCUCUCUCAUUUUUACGUGACAUUUUCAUAAUAAUUAAACAUGAAUAUGUCCUUGCAGUCUGUACCCAGAAGUUCUGUGAUGAGCAGCAAAGGAAGCGAUAUUCCUCUUGGUCUCAGAUGCUGUAAUAUUAUUGAGUCCAUGAAUUACUUCCCUCAUUCAGAAUUGCUCUGAAUAGAUCAAACAAAUGCUACUCUUAAGUAAUGGAAAUACGGUACAUUAUAGGCUAUGCUAUGAAUGCUAAUAAUGUCAUUUUUCUCAGAUAUUAAAAGUUUCUCAUUUUGUAUUAUACUGCUUGAUGACAUGCAAUUGUCUUCUACUGCUAAAUCUAAGCAAUUGUAUUAUUAGCAUGAGAAAAGACCCACAUUACUAAAGAUUGCAUUUAGAUGUGUAAAAUCUGUCUUGCUAUUUCCUGUAUGAUUAUUUAAUUCCUGUUUUCAUUGCAAAUUAUAAGGAUACUUGGUGGAAUUUUUUAGCUAAGCUACUAAUUCAUGAAAUCUAGUUUUGCAAGCAAAAUAAGUUGAUAACAAGCGUAAUAGAAUCGUGGAAUGGCUUAGGUUGGAAGGGAAUUUAAAGACCGCACAGUCCCAACCCCCUGCCUUGGGCUGGGUGCCCCCCACCAGAUCAGGCUGGCCAGGGCCCCACCCUGCCCAGCCUUGAUGGGGCACUCACAGCUCUCUGAGCUGCUGUGUCAGUAAAUAGUUUCUUUCUAAUGUUUAACCUAAGUCUUCCUUCUUUUUGUGUAGUACCAUUUCCUCCUUGUCCUAUCACUUGGCAUUAUUGAAUUUCAUGAGGUUUUCAUGGGCCCAGUUUCUGAACCUGUUCAGGUCCCUCUGGGUGGUGUCCUUCCCUUCUACUGUAUCAACUGCACCACUCAGCUUGGUAUCAUCAGCGAACUGCUGAGGGUACACUCAAUAUCCUUGACUCUGUCACUGAUAAGGAUGUUGAAGAGCACUGGUCUCAGCAGUGAGCCUCUGCGGGACACUGCUCAUCACCAGCCUCCACCUAGGCAUAGAGCUGUUGAUCACAACCCUCUGACUAUGACCAUCCAACCAAUUCCUACUCUACUGAAUAGUUCAGCCUUCAAAUCUGUAUAUCUCCAGUUUAGUGAUACAGAUGUGGUGUGAGACCACGUCAAAGGCCUUGCACGAGUUCAGAUGGGUGAUGUCAGUCAUUCACUGAUGCCACCAAAGGUCACCAGAAGGUCAUCAGAAGGUCACCAAUUUGGUCAGGCAUGAUUUGUCCUUGGUGAAGCCACGGUGGAUGUCUCAGAUAACAAGUAAAGUUAUAAUUAUUAAAUGCUGUUCUGCCUGAAUUCUUAUAAAAUCCAUUACGGUGUUGAUGCAGGAGACUAUCAGAUGUGACAAACAGCUUAAGAGAGAUCUUCUGGAAUGGCAACUGGAGGCCAAGUAGGCACCCAGAGCAUCUUAAAAGGAGUGAUAGACCAGCACGGAAGGAAAAGACUGUGCACUGUGUCUUCGUCCCUGUGUUUCAGAGCCACCAAGGAGCCUGUUCUGCAGUGUCCCACCAGGCCUUGCUGCAAGCUCAGUGCCUUUUUAAACAAGAGAAAGUCUAUUGUUGCUGUGAGCUUCAUUGCAGCAUUCCUCUGUCUGAUCAUCGUUCGUCUCACAAAUGAAGUAACUUUCCCUUUGAUUCUAAACUGCUUUGGACAAACCAGUGUCAAGUGGAUACCAUUUUCCAAUAGCCAAAGGCAGCUUCUGAGAACUCACUAUGGAUAUGUAAAUGUGAAAACACAAGAGCCUCUACAACUAGACUGUGACCUCUGUGCCAUUGUUUCCAAUUCAGGACAGAUGGUAGGCCAGAAGGUGGGAGCUGAGAUAGACAAGUCCUCCUGCAUAUGGAGAAUGAACAAUGCUCCCACAAAGGGCUAUGAGGAGGACGUUGGGAAGAGGACAACCAUCAGAGUGGUCUCUCACACAAGUGUGCCUCUCCUACUUAAGAAUCCUGAGUACUUUUUCAAAGAAACCAACAGCACUCUUUAUGUGAUCUGGGGACCUUUUCGAAACAUGAGGAAGGAUGGAAAUGGCAUUGUGUACAACAUGCUGAAGAAAGCUGUUGACAGCUACCCAACUGCCAAAAUCUAUGUGACAACGGAAAAGCGCAUGAGUUACUGUGAUGCAGUCUUUAAGAAGGAGACAGGAAAAGACCGGUACUGCAUCAGUGAAAGGAGUGCUCUGAAAGCCAGAGAGAAGAGGAAGAUACUCCCAAGGAAGUUGAACUAUCGGUCUCCUGAGCCACCCAGUGUAUAGAUUUCUUUGGUUUAUGAAAGACACAUCAGUCACUUCUCAAUUCAGGAUAAAGUCUAGGCUGUUUCUGAGACUUAGUGUCAUAGCAGCAAGUAAUAACUGCUCCACUCUCUACAGUGGAGAGAUGAUGUUUCAAUGGAGAUGCCAAGGUGUAAGCACGGAUUAGUUCAGCUGACCUCUUCUUGGCAGAUGUCUCAGAAGGUAUAAAAUAGCUGAGCAAACCCCAUGGGAAUACAUCUAGGAUUUUAAGGAUUUUAUUCCUCUGUCCUUAGAAACAAAUUAGUUAAUUAUUUUUUUUCUCCUUUGAAUCACUGUGAUACUUACUUUUAUUCCACAAGAAACUAGUAGGGUUAUAUUGUACAAUUUCAUGAUUAGAAAAUUCUGACUGGA
Molecule: messenger RNA, 4314 nt
Organism: Numida meleagris (helmeted guineafowl)
Lineage: Eukaryota; Metazoa; Chordata; Aves; Galliformes; Numididae
Gene: ST6GALNAC3
Product: ST6 N-acetylgalactosaminide alpha-2,6-sialyltransferase 3
Exons: 5
Coding region: 3049-3927 (292 amino acids)
Biological process (GO): oligosaccharide metabolic process; ganglioside biosynthetic process
Molecular function (GO): alpha-N-acetylgalactosaminide alpha-2,6-sialyltransferase activity
Source: RefSeq, a predicted model, not a curated record